GAGGGGAGGGAGGAGACGGGAAGACGGGAAAACGUCGGCUGCCGGGCGGUGUCCGUGCGCCUGGCUGCAACGGGAAACCCUACACCGCGGCCGGGGGGGACAAAGCGCUGCGCUCGCCCCGUAUAAAACCCCGCGGGGGGCUGCAGCCACCCGCAGCCGAGCGGGCCCCCAGCCUCCCCCCGGCACGCCAUGGCCACGGGCGAGCUGACCGAGCUGGAGCGGGCCAUCGACACCGUCGUCACCGUCUUCUUCACCUACGCGGGGAAGGAGGGCAGGAAGGGGACGCUGACGGCCGAGGAGUUCAAGGAGCUGGUCCAGCUCCAGCUGCCCAACCUGAUGAAGGACGUCCCCUCCCUGGAGGAGAAGAUGAGGGAGCUGGAUGUGAACAACGACCAGGAGCUGAAGUUCAACGAGUACUGGCGGCUGAUCGGCGAGCUGGCCAGGGCCAUGCGGAGGGAGAAAGCGGAGAAGAAGAAGUGACGGGGACGGGGGGACACUUGGGUGACACGAUGCUAAUAAAAGAGGUUUCCCCGAG
Molecule: messenger RNA, 535 nt
Organism: Anas platyrhynchos (mallard)
Lineage: Eukaryota; Metazoa; Chordata; Aves; Anseriformes; Anatidae
Gene: S100A13
Product: S100 calcium binding protein A13
Cellular component (GO): perinuclear region of cytoplasm
Molecular function (GO): calcium-dependent protein binding; calcium ion binding
Source: RefSeq, a predicted model, not a curated record